GCUCGUGACGCAUCAGAUUGAGCGCGAGCGGCAGUCUGCUCAGAGUGGAUCAAAGUUAAGUUAAACCUGCUCUGUUUGAUACUCACACACUCGAAAUAAUUAAAGAAGAAGAGGACAAUCCGAGAGAGACACCGUAAAACCUCUUAAAUGGUUGAAGGGAUUACGGCAGAAGUGUUAAGAGGUCAGGAAGCACGAUAGGGAAAUAUCACAGUCACAAUGCAAAUGGAUCAAACAUACGGAGAAGUGAAUCAGCUCGGUGGUGUUUUUGUGAACGGUCGGCCUCUGCCCAACGCGAUUCGGAUCCGGAUUGUUGAACUGGCGCAGCUGGGAAUCAGGCCGUGUGAUAUCAGUCGUCAACUGCGGGUCUCUCAUGGCUGUGUGAGCAAAAUCCUGGCCAGAUACAACGAAACGGGAUCCAUUUUACCCGGAGCCAUCGGCGGGAGUAAACCCCGAGUCACGACUCCAAACGUAGUGAAUAGUAUAAGGGAUUAUAAACAGGGCGAUCCGGGAAUAUUUGCUUGGGAAAUCCGCGACAGGCUCCUCGCAGACGGAGUUUGCGACAAAUAUAAUGUGCCAUCUGUGAGCUCCAUCAGUCGCAUUUUAAGAAACAAGAUUGGGAAUCUGUCUCAACCGAGCCAAUAUGACAGCAAACCAUCUCCACCUCAGAUCUCAUAUAAUCCCGUGUAUCCAUAUUCUUACCCGAACACAAUGUCUCCGACCGGGUCGAAACUGGGCAGCCCACCUGCUGUCAGUCUGUCCCGGGCCUGGCCCUCUGUCCACACCGUCACCAACAUAUUAGGAAUACGGGCUUUUAUGGACCCUGCAGCCAUUGCUGGAACAGAGAGUUAUCAGGCGAAAAUGGAGGACUGGAGCGGCGUUAACAGGCCUUCAUUCCCCUCCGUUCAUGGAGUCAAUGGGCUCGAUAAAACAGACACUGACAUUAAAUACAACCAGGCUUCAUCUAAUUUAUCCGGAUAUGUUCCCGCGUGUGCUUACUCUGCCACUAAUCAAUACGGCGUUUACGGUGCGGGAAAUUACGGACAUCACUGGCAGUCUCAGAGCGCGAGCCUGACCCAUCCAAACACCGGAACCAUGAUACAGAGCCCGAACCUGCACACAGCUUUAACCUUCAAACACUCGACCCGAAACGUUGCAGACAGAAAGAGUCCGCUGGGCAAACAUCAGCACGAGGCUCCGAGCAGUGUUCACAGCCUCGCGCUUCCCGCAUCAGAGUCGCAAUAACACCGAGACCAGCAAAGAAAUAAAUCCCUCCAUCCAUCCAUCCAUCUGUGAUGCAUGUUCAGUCUGUAAGUUAUGGAAAAAUAUAACACGAAUACACUAAUAGGAAAAACUGGGAUAAACGCUGUGGAUACCACAGAGUAUUUCUGCAAUAUUUGCAGUAGAUUUUUUGUUUUUAGCUAAAUAAAUGUAGUGACAGACUUGUUAUAAAUGGGUUUUCUUUGGGUUAUUUUUCUGUUAGUAAUGCAACAUUGUUAAAAUAAUGCAAAAUGAAAUGAAAUCUUUGUCUGUACACGUAUCUAUUUUUAUAAUGUCAUCUUUGCGUAAUAAAGGCA
This is a messenger RNA of Misgurnus anguillicaudatus (oriental weatherfish), 1574 nucleotides long. The record is from RefSeq and is a predicted model, not a curated record. NCBI's taxonomy places the organism in Eukaryota, Metazoa, Chordata, Actinopteri, Cypriniformes, Cobitidae.